AAUAUUCCACCUUCAUCGAGUUGACAGGCUUGUGUUGUCGUGGUCUUCUCUCUCUUAGUCAAUAAUUUCUCUCUCUAGGGUUUCGGGGGUUUCGAAUUUGUAGUUGCAGGAAAGGAAGAAGAAGAAAAGAUGAUUGAGGUGGUGUUGAACGAUCGAUUGGGGAAGAAGGUUCGUGUGAAGUGCAACGACGACGACACCAUCGGCGACCUCAAGAAGCUCGUCGCAGCCCAGACCGGCACUCGCGCUGAUAAGAUCCGCAUCCAGAAGUGGUACAGCAUCUACAAGGACCACAUAACCCUCAAGGACUACGAAAUUCACGACGGCAUGGGCCUCGAACUCUACUAUGACUAAAUAAUAUCAAUCAGGUGUGAUAUAGUAUCGUGUGGAAUGGGCAUCUUGGAAGCAGGAGUAGGGUGAAGAUGUUUGAUGAAGGAAGAUCAGUGUCAAGUUCACUGCAGUUUCCUAGUAAUUUUCUCCUUUCCGUAAUCCAUGUAAUGCCUUGUUACUGAUGAAAUAGGACUUGCUUAUUAUAUAAGCAAAAGCUACUACUGACUUUAUUAUAUGCUUGUGGGGAUUUAUAUGAGUGGUAUGUGAAGUGCUUGUUCUUAAAA
Molecule: messenger RNA, 611 nt
Organism: Cornus florida
Lineage: Eukaryota; Viridiplantae; Streptophyta; Magnoliopsida; Cornales; Cornaceae
Product: ubiquitin-like protein 5
Exons: 2
Coding region: 130-351 (73 amino acids)
Biological process (GO): mRNA splicing, via spliceosome; protein modification process
Cellular component (GO): nucleus; cytoplasm
Molecular function (GO): protein binding; protein tag activity
Source: RefSeq, a predicted model, not a curated record